CAUAUCCCGACUUGCGUCAUUCGGGAAUCUUCUCUACUUUGGUCUUAAAUCAUAAUGAAUGAAAUAUCCCGGCCCUUACUUAACAUUCUCCUCUGAUAAUACUGUAGGACCGUUUCAACUUUUUACUACUUUUACAUCUUCAUAAAUGUCUAAUCAUUAAAUAUGUUAUUCAAGUACUUUAUGUUAUUACAAAGUGUUCAUAUUUACGUACAAGCCCGUGACGAAUUUGUAAACACUAAAAUAAGGACUGAAAAGGAGAAUUUAAAAUCGUCUAAUGAUAAGAAUAAUUUUAAUUAUACUGAACUUAACAAUUUAAGUAAUUUAAAUGCAACAUUAAAUUGGCCGAAUAAUUUAAUUAUAAGCCCAAAAUAUCAGGAAGGAAAGUGUGAGAUAUAUAAAGGAAAAAUAUGUUUAGAAUUUGUUAAAAAAAAUUUUGUUUUCAUUCCUGAUUCCAUGACACAAGACUCUUUGGAAAAUAAACUUGAACAAGCUUUCAGCGUUAUUAAAUUUUCAAAUGAAGUUUCAACUAAUUGUCAAGGAUAUGCAAAACCAUCUCUCUGUUAUUCUGUGUUUCCCAUUUGUCGUGAUAAGACGAUUGAUAGUGAGCAUCAAAAUUCUCGAAUUAGCAGUCGGUUAUUUAAUUUAUUAAACUCCAAUAAACAAAAAUUACAAGAUAAAUCUGAAAAAAUCGACAGUACAGAUGAAUUAAGAGAAUCUCCAAUUACAAUUGAAAUGUUUUCUUCGUCCGACAACAAAAUAAAUAAUUAUAAAGAUAAUUUACAUUCUCAAAACGAAAUUGUUUUAAGCCAUUCAAUGCAGUCAAAAACAAAUAAUUUAAAUACUAGAGUGCGUAGAAUUUGUCGUGAAGAAUGUGAAAUGUUAGAAAAUGAAUUAUGUCGUCAGGAGUAUGCAAUUGCAAAGCGUCAUCCGCAAAUUGGGCAGCAAGUUCCUUUGGUAGAAUGUUCGGAUUUACCUUUAAACGGUACAGAUGAAGCUGUUGACUGUUUAUCUUUAGGUAUUUCAACAGAAAUUCACAUUCAUAAAGAAGACAAUUGUUAUUGGGGUACUGGCCAAUCAUAUCGUGGAAUUGUAAAAACAAGCAUUUCUGGUCGCAUGUGUCUUAGAUGGUCACAUCAGUUUAAUCUUCAAAUAUCUGAUUAUUUGGAACUGGCUGGAAGUCAUUCUUAUUGUAGAAAUCCUGGUGGAAAAGAACUGCAUCCAUGGUGUUACGUUGAUGUAAAUAAACGAACACACAUUGAAUUUUGUAAAAUUCCAAAAUGUAUUGACAGUUUUUGGACUUACACCAUUAUUGGAUUCAUAAUAACGGGGGUGCUUGUAAUAAUAUCUUUUUACACUUAUUGCUACAAAAUUAAGAAUUCAUUAAGAUCGAUAGAUCAUUUACCAUCAAGCAAGAUGUUAACGAAUUUACAUUGUGAUAGAAAUAUUUAUAAUGGAUGUCAAAACACAACUCAAAUAGUAGAAAUGAAUUCUCUUUUGUCAGAACGAGAAAAUAUAACGUCAUGUACUGGGACACUUGGGAGUAAAAAUGUAAAAACUUGUGCUAAUUCAGUACCUCAAUUUUCAAUUACUAAUGUAAUGUUUUUACAAGAAUUGGGAGAAGGUGCAUUUGGAAAAGUUUACAAAGGAAAAUUACAGACUGAACAAUCAGCAGAUCCUAUUUAUGUAGCAGUCAAAACUUUAAAAGUAGAUGCAAGUUCAAAAACUCUAAAUGAUUUUAAAAGAGAAGUAGAUCUCAUGAUAGAUCUCAGGCAUCCUAAUAUUAUUUGUUUAUUAGGUGUGAUUUUAAAAGGAGAUCCUAUGUGCAUGCUUUUUGAAUAUAUGACUCAAGGAGAUUUACAUGAAUUUCUCAUUAGUCAAUCUCCAAAAUCCGAUACAUAUUUUAAUGACAAUAAAAAUGUGUUUAAACAAUCCGAGUUUUUGCAUGUUGCUCUUCAAAUUGCCGCAGGCAUGGAAUAUCUUGCUAAUAAUCAUUAUGUUCAUCGUGAUCUAGCAGCUAGAAAUUGUUUGGUUGGAGAUAAUUUGACGGUGAAAAUUUCCGAUUUUGGUUUAUCCCGAGAUAUAUAUAGCAGUGAUUACUAUAGAGUACAAUCGAAGAGCUUACUUCCUGUCCGAUGGAUGCCACCGGAAUCAAUUCUUUAUGGAAAAUUUACAACUGAAUCUGAUGUAUGGAGUUUUGGAGUUGUUCUAUGGGAAAUUUAUAGUUAUGGUUUACAGCCAUAUUAUGGAUAUAAUAACCAAGAAGUAAUCGAUAUGAUACGUUCACGUCAAUUAUUACCAUGCCCUGAAGAAUGUCCUGCAGUGAUAUACAGUCUAAUGCUCGAAUGUUGGUCAACAAACCGUAGACCACAAUUUUCUGAGAUACAUCAACGGCUACACAAUUGGUCAAGUAAACUUUGUUAAAAAUUAUGUUUUCUUUUCAUUUCUUCACGCAAAUAAGAAGAAAAUAAACAUUCUUCCUAACUUCAAUAUUUUUUAAGAAAAAAAAAUCAAUUACUAGUCAUAUUAAUUUAUUUAAUUACGAUAAGAUAAAAAUUUGUUAGUAAAGUAUCAAUCUGAGAAUAUUUACAACUAUUUGUAAAAUGUUGUGUAUAGCAAUAUUAUAUAUUUAUAUUUAAAAUUUUUAUACCAGUGAAUAUGAAAUGUAGAUGUACAUAAUAUUAGGUAUAUAAGACAUCUUAAUUGUAUUCUAUCUAAGACUUGUGUAUGUUUGUGAGGUUGUUUUGUACUCCAAAGAAUUUUAUAAUUUUAAACUUUAUUUGUAAUUUUUUACAAUACAUUUUUUAAAAGUCUGAAA
Molecule: messenger RNA, 2815 nt
Organism: Leptopilina boulardi
Lineage: Eukaryota; Metazoa; Arthropoda; Insecta; Hymenoptera; Figitidae
Gene: Ror
Product: tyrosine-protein kinase transmembrane receptor Ror
Exons: 10
Coding region: 163-2421 (752 amino acids)
Biological process (GO): protein phosphorylation; positive regulation of kinase activity; multicellular organism development
Cellular component (GO): membrane; signaling receptor complex
Molecular function (GO): protein binding; ATP binding; transmembrane receptor protein tyrosine kinase activity
Source: RefSeq, a predicted model, not a curated record